Messenger RNA from Cryptomeria japonica (Japanese cedar), 2045 nucleotides. RefSeq names its product putative E3 ubiquitin-protein ligase RING1a. The coding region runs from base 306 to 1637 and encodes 443 amino acids. The transcript has 11 exons. Lineage: Eukaryota; Viridiplantae; Streptophyta; Pinopsida; Cupressales; Cupressaceae. The record is from RefSeq and is a predicted model, not a curated record.
UUCAAUUCCUUUGAACUUUUGAAACAAAGACAGACACAAUGAACAGCAUAGAUAAAGAGAUAGAUUAGCAGAGAAGAGAAGGAAGAGGAGCGCGCAUAGGCGGAGGACUAAAGGAAGAGAAGACAUAGCUGAGAAGAAAGAAAAACUAUAUAAAUAAAAAAUGGUUGUUCUUAUUGUGAAUUAUUGUUAUUAUUUUUAUCAUCAUUGUACAGAGGAAUAGUGUGGAAGGGCCAGAGAUCGUCACCAAUUCCAACAACGUUCUCAUCCCUCGCCAUCAUCAUCAGCAUCACGCCCUUGCAGCUACAAUGCCAACUCACGAACAUUCAGAAACAGAGCCCUCUCCAACCCACAGCGAAAACGGCACAGACUCGAAAGGGGCGGUCCCAUAUGAUGGCAGUGACAAGGAGGAUGAAAAUGACGAGUAUGUUCUUGUCAAUUUGUCCGCGAUUCGAGAAGAAAUGCAAUGCCCCAUUUGUUUGGGCAUUAUCCGGAAAACAAGGACAGUUAUGGAAUGCUUACACCGGUUUUGCAGAGAUUGUAUUGACAAGUCAAUGCGCUUGGGGAACAAUGAGUGUCCUGCAUGCCGUACACAUUGUGCUAGCCGGCGAUCAUUGCGAGAUGAUCCAAAUUAUGAUGCAUUGAUUGCAGCAAUAUACCCUGAUUUAGACAAGUAUGAGGAAGAGGAGAUGGCUUUGCAUGAAGAAGAAGAGCGCAGAAAUAGACAGAUCCAAGCGAACAUUGCUGAUACAUUUCGGCGGCAGUCAGAAGCUAUUACACGACGACGCAGGACUGCUAAGGCCACUGCAGCGGCGUUUGUCAGAAAGGCUCAUGGUAAAUUUUCCGGUGUUCAGGGUCAAAGCAAGCGUAACAAUAGAGGCAAACGUCCUAGAGGAAGCAUAGGUACUGAUGGUGAGGAAGGUGAGGACAUGAAGCAAUUUUUCUCUGAUGACGAAGAACCUCAGCAGCGCAGGUGGCCACGGAAGAAAAGGAGAGCUCCAAGCUCUUUACCUGAAACCUCUGCUGACAUGGAUGUUGGCAAUGGAGAAGAACAAGAUGACAUCGAUGAUGAGGAAGCUGGUGAAGAUAUUCAAUCAGCUGAAUACAGCCAAGCAGAAGCUAGCAGAGAAAGUACUGAUGCUUCUCCUGGAAAUGCAAGAAAUGCAGAGGGUUUGGCUUGGGGCAAGGGUGGUGCGAGAAGUCAUACAAAGAAUGGAAGUGUGAGAAAUGCUCAUGCCAGGACUUCUCGUACUGCGUAUGCAGCUAAAAUGGCCGAGUAUCUUAGGUCUAAAUCUCAACAAGAAAAGGAGACUGAGUUUGAGAUACACUUCACAUUGUUACCAUUUGAGGAUGAGGAGACGUUUCCCAAUCUGAAAAGACCAUAUCUUUCUUGUCAACCAACCAUUACUGUGAAGCAUAUUUGUAAAUUCCUGUCAGGCAUAAUUUCUGUGGCCCCUGAAGAUCUAGAAAUUGUAAUUGAGAAGCAAACUAGUCCAUUGAAUUUGGCCAAGUAUGGAAAGGGAAAAGCUUUGGUUGGUGCUUCAAAUGGUGAAAAGGUUAUAGAGGUCUUGGAUCAAGAACAAACAUUGGAUGGAAUCUUUGCCGGUUACACAGAAUUUAGGGGUAACCUGGUACAAUGAGAGCCUUCACCUUCAAAUACAUUUGGUUAAUUUAUUGGGUUCUGAUGUAUCGCUACAAGGACUGAGUUUGGAGAUUUGACAGAAGUUUCAAAAUUUGGGCGGGCUUGCUCCAACUAGAGUCUUCCAUGUUUAAUCAGAUCUACAUGUUUCAGCUUUCCACUAUGCACUCUUUGGUUAGAAUUAUAACUGAAUUCUCUGUGCAGUGUAAGCUUUCGAGAGAAUUGUUUCUGCCGGAAGCUCUAAAUUUACUAAUCACUAAAGGUAGCAUUCAUUUGUCGACCUUCCCCGACACAUGUACAGAUACAGCUUGGAGUAAUGAAAUUACAGUGUUAUACAUUGUAAUACAUUAUGAUUGAAAUAGAUGAGAAGCCUUAUCGUUUCUGGAAAUCAAGAUGUACUGAUUUUAUA